Molecule: messenger RNA, 1581 nt
Organism: Mandrillus leucophaeus (drill)
Lineage: Eukaryota; Metazoa; Chordata; Mammalia; Primates; Cercopithecidae
Gene: CFAP119
Product: chromosome unknown open reading frame, human C16orf93
Exons: 9
Coding region: 524-1528 (334 amino acids)
Source: RefSeq, a predicted model, not a curated record
GCGCAGGGCGCAGGCGCCGGAGGCAGCCCCGGAUGUGAGGAAACUUCUUUAUCUUCUGCUUCUAUUGGUUACGCUUGGUCCCGCCUCUCGGGUCCUCUGGCUUCUUCCCAAACACCUUCUCUUUCUCUCGGUGAUUGGCCAAGAGGCAGUUCCCAUAGUAACUGACACCAAGCUCCCACUUCCCCGCCUUGAGGACAGCGCCGGCCCUCGUAUUAGCAACUUGGAAGAGAGGGAGCUCAGGUGGGCACUCGCAACUUCUUACGUAUCUGCGCGUUCUCUUCGCACCCACUGGCGUGAGCUUGCGGUUCCGGCCUUCCUUCCUUCACAAGCCCCCUUGGCAACCGUCGCCGUUGAGACGGAGGGAGACGCCCCCACAGAUUCGCUCCGCCGCGCCUCUUGGAGCGCAGAUUGGCCGGAGCAAGGCGAGUGGGCCCGGCCUUGGUAGCCGCAGACCGAGCGCUGGCUGUCCUGGAACCGAGGCGGCGGGAGCCCGGGGCGCGCCGCGGCACGGAAGAGCGGCGAGAUGCUCAACCGCAAGACCAGCCACUUUUUGGGAAUGAGAGUGCAGUCGGAGCUUGAACAUCUCUCCGAGCUGCGGCGGGAAGCGGGGAAGGAUCGCAUCUCAGUGCGUGGGUCGGCCGCGCGGACGCGAGCGAGUGUGCGGACCCAGUCGACGGCGGCGGCGGCGGCGGCGGCGAAAGCGGAUGAAGACCCCGGAGCCAACUUGUUCCCGCCGCCGCUGCCCCGACCCCGGAUCUGCAUGUGGAAGUACCUGGACAUCCAUUCCAUGCACCAGCUGGAGAAGACUACCAGUGCUGAGGAGAUGAGGCAGGUGUUGGCUGAGCUGCUGGAGCUAGGGUGUCCUGAGCAGAACCUGCGGGACGCCAUCACCCUGGACCUCUUCUGCCACGCGCUCAUCUUCUGCCGCCAGCAGGGCUUCUCACUGGAGCAGACUUCAGCAGCUUGUGCCCUGCUCCAGGAUCUUCACAAGGCUUGUAUUGCAACCCCCUUGGGCAACGUGGAGGAGUGCUACCACUACUUCACCAGCGUUCUUUUUUGCCACGGAGUCAGGCGGCCUCCUUUCAGCAUCGACCUCUUCAAAGAGGAACAACUGCUGGCCCUGGAAGACUACGUGGUCAACACUUACUUCCGCCACUUCAAACUCUAUAAAUACGUCUUCACACCCCAGGUGCGGCUGGAUCUGUCUUUGACUUACAUGGGGCUACAGUCACCCAAACUGUGGCCAGAGAGUGAGACGGAGAAAGAAGAAAGCAAGGAGGUGGAGGAGCAGGCAGUUACGCCGCAGGAAGAGGAACUAGAGACAGUGGCCCCGCCAGAGCCGGAGCCAAGCCACGUCCACAUCCUCCGAGCCUACAUCAAGACCCAAAUGAACAAGGAGCUGGAGGAGCUCCAGCGGCUGGUGGAAGAGCAGCUCAAGGUCAGCGAGGAAAGGCUCAGCAGCAAGUUGACUGCACUAGAGCGGCCCUUCCAGCUACCUCCGGGUAAAGGCAAGAGCAAGACCAAGUGACCCCCAGCAUUUUCCCCAAUAAAGGUCUGGGCCAGAAUGGCCCCAUCCCUGCA